Molecule: messenger RNA, 850 nt
Organism: Rubroshorea leprosula
Lineage: Eukaryota; Viridiplantae; Streptophyta; Magnoliopsida; Malvales; Dipterocarpaceae
Source: the annotation of a GenBank genome assembly
GCAGAUUCAUCUUGUUUCACCAUUGCUACAACAUCCCAAUCAUGGCGGAAGAUGACUUGGGUUUUAUGGUCCGCCGGAUCCGAAUUGCAGAGAACAAAGCCGAGAUCCUCCCACUGCAUCUAUUUCGGAAACAAGAUGAUGCUAAAAGGAAAAAGUUACGGGUGGUUGGGAAAUUGCUAUCCCGACAGAGGAUCAACCUUAAUGGCCUCCAAAACGUUUUAAUGGCUUCUUGGAACCCUAAGAAAGCUCUUGUAAUUGUCGAUCCAAGUGGCUGUCAUUGGAGAUGGAUUGGGUUUUCCAGCCAAAAACAAGAGGAAAGGAUGGCGGUUGAGAAAGCUGAUGGUGUUCUACGAGGGGAGAACACUAUUCCAAUCGUUAAAGGGGCUCUCGUUCCCUUAAUGACUUUCGGCCACAUGGGAUUAAAGAGGAUUGGUACAAUUAGGGUCAUGGUUGGGAGCUCAUGGAGCCGAGGGAGGUGCUUGGGCUUGGAUGGAGGACCAUGCCCAACUUGUGGGUUGGGGACUGUUUGUUGCCGAAAUCCCUUGCUCUCCCCAUGAAGCUGGUUAACUAGGUGAGGACGUCCAGUAGCUUCCGAUGCUCAUAGUGACCCUCCUUUUCUACAUUAGUAGCCCUAUUUAACCCAUACAACGAUUGCAAUUGUAAUCUCUAAUUGCAGAUGGCUUUCUUUAUUUAAUUGUCUAUAUUCGUCAUGGGCAUAGUUUAAAUCUGUUAUUAGGCUGUAGGUUAUGCUUCUGUUUCUGCUUGUUAGGCUCUUAUGCUUGAGGCUAUAUGCCAUGUGAUAGAGUUUUUACUGUACUUUUUUAUUAUUCAAUAUAUUUUUUCAUUUCUU